Molecule: messenger RNA, 1317 nt
Organism: Aspergillus versicolor CBS 583.65
Lineage: Eukaryota; Fungi; Ascomycota; Eurotiomycetes; Eurotiales; Aspergillaceae
Exons: 4
Biological process (GO): spliceosomal complex assembly; protein phosphorylation; regulation of mRNA processing
Molecular function (GO): ATP binding; protein kinase activity
Source: RefSeq, a predicted model, not a curated record
AAUGGCCGCCCUAUCAGUUUACAAGCCACGCAACAUUCUUUACACGGAGGAGUCAAUUCCAGGAUACCGACCUGGCGGCUACCAUCCAGUUACCUUGGGCGAUACUUUCAACAACGACCGCUACAAAGUAUACCACAAGCUGGGUUGGGGAGGCCAUGCCACUGCCUGGCUGGCGUAUGACACAAAGCAGAAGAAGUGGGUGGCGUUGAAGAUUAUGGUAGCAGCUGUAUCAAAGGACUCUAACGAGCUUCACAACACACAAUUGCUACAAGAGGCUUCGGGGACUGACCCGUCCACAAUGCGCGUUGUUGAAGUCCUGGACUCCUUCAUGCACGAGGGCCCCAAUGGAGACCAUAGGUGUAUUGUACUCGAACUGCUUGGGCCUUCCGUUGGUAAGAUAAUGCGCCUCUAUACCCGGGAGGAAGAUGACACUCCCUGCCCAAACCUUAUCAUUCGGAUGGCAGAACAGCUUCUCGAGGGCCUCCAGUUUAUGCACCAUGCAGGAAUGGCACAUGGAGAUAUAAACCUUGGCAACAUUGUGUUUCGGAGUACAAAUCUCUCGGAGGCAACUACAGAACGUAUUCUAGAGGUCCUGGGCGAGCCUUACUUUGAAAAGCUGGAGCGGCUUGACGGUAAGCCGCUCGACCAUGGCCAACCAGAGUAUAUCGUCGAAGCCGCAAGCUGGGAUAAGUGGCUGUUUGAAGAAAAGGAGGACCUUUGUAUACUGGACCUUGGGGAGGCCUUUGUAGAAGGAAAGGCGCCUGGGCGACUGGCACAACCAGGUGCUUUACAAGCACCUGAGACAUUUUUCGUCGGGCGAUUUGAUCACACAGUGGACCUAUGGUCGGCCGGUUGCAUGAUCUACAGCUUUGUAUUUGGUCGCUGCCCCUUCUUUCACUUGGGCCACGAUCAAGUCCUCGUGGAACAGAUGAUCGGUUUUGUAGAAGCCCUACCAGAGGAGUGGACGGAACAGUGGAUCGAGAUGCGCGACAAGUCAAAGUACCACGGGCCCCCGGACGUGAACAACGGCAAACAAAAUACAGAACUGGAAAGGAAUUUUACCGACAGCUCUGUUGAUCCAGCUCUUGCUGUCCUUCUGCCGGUCAUCCAAGGCCUAAUGCGAUUUCGCCCAUCGGAUCGCCUGAGUGCGUCUGAGGCGCUCGACCUUUUAAGAUCGAAGAAGGCAGCGAGUCGUAACACGCAGGCGUGAUCUUUAUGAGUUUCCUCUGUAACAGCGUGCUUUCACUGUUUAGCUUUAUAGUCUAUUAACCCUGGGGAAUAUACACUUGUGGCUUUAACAAGGGCAGUUACACUGUU